AUGACAGCCAAAUCCAAUUGGUCUCUCGCUUUAUUGGAGGUCUCCGACAACAGCUCCAAACAGCUAUGGUUCAGUUUGAUCCGACAACCGUGGGCGACGCAUAGGCGCGCUGCAACGUUUGAACAGCAAUCCUGUUCAUCGAACUGGAACAAUUCAUCUCGACCAAAACAACAGGACGCAACAAGUAACACAACACCGGCAAAAGAUGCAACCGAUGAGGGCAAAACACCUACACCGGAAGAGCAAACACUUCGCCGGUCAAACCGCCCAAACGCCCUCCGUUGUUAUUCAUGUGGGGAGCACGUACAUCAACAGACGGCUUGUCCACACGCAACACGCAGGGGUCUCAUCGUAGAGGAUCAACAUAAUGACGAGGAAGUAUACGAUUCCCAAGAGGAAGACAAAGAUGACAAAUACAUGCCUCUUCCGAUGACGGGCAGUUGUCGGAAUGUCAUAUCCGACGAGGCUGUCACAAAACUCGGCCUGGCCAGAGAAAAACACCCGUCACCUUAUACACUGGGGUGGCUUAAUGAUAGCGCUACGGUUCGUAUAUCCGAACGAGCACUCGUCUUCUUCUCCAUUGGACCUCAUUACAAGGAUCGGAUUUACUGCGAUAUAACUCCAAUGGACAUUAGCCACUUAUUGUUUGGAAGGCCAUGGGAGUUUGAUCACAAGGUAAUGCAUAGUGGAGCCGACAACACUUACCAAUUCAUGUGGAACAAUCACAUAAUCUUGCUUCUUCCGUCUAAAGAAACAGUGACUCCACUAACGUCCAUCCCCAAGGUCCCAUCUCCAGCUCAUUUGCCGUCAAAAACCAAAGCAACAUUGCUUUGCUUGUAUAAGUCAUUCAAAUCCGAGCUCAAAGCCGAGGGAAUGGCAUUCGCGUUGCUACCAUCUCCCAUCACCAAAGUCUUCAUGGUGACAUCAAGACAGUCCUCGACGAGUUUCAUGAUGUAUUCCCAGGCGACUUGCUAA
Brassica oleracea var. oleracea is the source of this 975-nucleotide messenger RNA. RefSeq lists its product as uncharacterized. The transcript has 2 exons. The record is from RefSeq and is a predicted model, not a curated record. The coding region runs from base 1 to 975 and encodes 324 amino acids. NCBI's taxonomy places the organism in Eukaryota, Viridiplantae, Streptophyta, Magnoliopsida, Brassicales, Brassicaceae.